Messenger RNA from Symbiodinium sp. CCMP2592, 1839 nucleotides. The record is from the annotation of a GenBank genome assembly. NCBI's taxonomy places the organism in Eukaryota, Dinophyceae, Suessiales, Symbiodiniaceae.
AUGGCCAUGGCCAGAUCCUGCUAUUGCUUUCGCGCAAGCUGUCCAGACUGCAGCCAAGAUACCCAAAUCCAGCAGAAGCCGCCGAAAAAACAAAAACUAACGCUGGUCAUUGAAGACAGCUUUCCUUGCGAAAGCAACGGCAGCACACGAGAGCAUAGCGCCAAGUCCCAGUCAAAGGGGCACCAGCAGCAAGAAACAUCGUCGAAGUCGUCCUCGGCCUCGGCCACGCCGGCCUGCUUCUGUUUUCGCAGCGAUUGUUCUGUGUGCAUGCGGGCCAUGCACGUGGGCGGCAGCAGCAUGCGCAGUUCAGUCAGUUCAGCCGCGGAUGAUGAGGCCAAGCAGACGGAGACAGGGCCAGUGGAGCAGAACAAGAAGCGCAAGAAGAGGGUUAUUCCGAACGAUGGCAAAGUCAAGCAGAAGCUGUCUGUGGAUGUCGCCAUAGUCAACACGAAGUGUCCUUUCGUUCGAGCAGCCUGGGCGGUUCCACCUUCAGUGGGUCAGACGUUGACUCAGAAGCUGAACCUGCAAGCCGGCCCAUGGCAGUUCUGGGAUGAGCUUUAUGCAGGUUCUGGCCGCCUGACAGAAGCUGCGAGAGCUGCUGGCUUGGUCUGUGGCCCAGCAGUCGAUUGGCUCUACGACCCCAGCUCGCACUCGACCUCGACCUCGGCUUCACCAACACAGCUGUGCCUUGAUCUUGGUACUCAGAAAGACCGGGACAUAGUGCGACAGUUGAUCCAGGAGAACACCCCAUCCUGGCUGCACUCGGGUGAGCCGUGCACUUUCUGGGUGACUUUGUCGAGAAGCACGGCGAGGAAGUUUCCGCAAGAGUGGGUUCGCGCAAGAGAGAUUGCAGUGCAACACUGUCAUUUCGGCAUCGACCUCGCAGAAUACCAGCGUGACAACGGCAGGAUCGCUUCGAGGGAGAGCCCACUGUGUGCGGGAUCCUGGCAGACAGAUGUGUGGAAAAACAUGUUCACGAACGGCUUUGAGAAGAACCGCUACGACUCCUGCCAGUUUGGCUUGGUCGAUGAGCAUGCCCGACCUCUGAAAAAGCCUGGCAUUGUAGCGGCCAAUCGUAAAAUGUCUCACAUUGCUAGGUGGGCGGCUGUACGUGUCCCGGAUGCUGGCCUCAGUCACACCGGCGAUGCUACAGCGAGUCUCCUGAAGCAGGUGCUGGUGUCUUGUCUGCCUUUCUGUUUAGAGCUCGCAGUAGGUUGCUGCAAACGCAGCAAGGCUCGCCAAGUGCUCCUCUUUCUUAAGGAAGAUGCUCUACUUCCGCGACUUCCAUCCACUUCGAAGAACUCUGGACCGCCCUCGACCUCAGCCUCCGAGGCUAGAGCAUCCUCGUCCUCUGCUGCGGCAGGAAAGCGCGAUGAACCAACACUUGAACCCUCUCCACUCACACUUUGGCGCAACCUGGUGACGAUUGGUGCUGAUGGGGCCAUGGUGGGAGAAAGUGGUACAUCUGUCGACCAGCAUUUGGCUGGGAAGACUGGGUUGUCAUCCAGGCUGGGGUUUCACGACUUCCUCCACUUGUUCGACGCCGUCGGCCGAGGUGUCAUGAAGCAUCGUCCUCAUAAUGACAAGAGCUCGGCGGCUGCUGACAAAGUGGAAGCAGAAGCGUCAGCGUCUGAGAGUGACUCAAAUGUCGGGUCGGACGCAUCAGAUGAUGAUGGUGGACCGGCUGCAACUUCGUCGAACUCGAACCGCCCAUUGAGAUUGGACCUCUGGCUGCGCAUGCUGAAGAAGAUGCGCCAGAUCUUCAAACGAGGCGCUUCUCGCAGCAUUCUCGACAAGGCUCGCAUUUGCACAUGGAUUGAGACUGAGAUUCGAUUUUGA